AUGGCUCCCGCCUCCGCCACCUCGCAGAAACCCAACGACAAGGCCAAGAAACAGACCUCCCAAGCUUCCAGCACCCCCAAGGCUGAAUCGGAGAGUCCCGUCUGUGAGACAGAUAGCAAUGAACCUACUUACUUGAAGGAGCUGCAAAAGAGCCUGCGCAAUGCGCUCAAGAAGCUGAAUGCGACCUCCAAGAUCGACGUCAUCAUCGCCGAGAACCACGGCAAAUCCCUGGACGACCUCGUGGCCGAGAAGAAGAUCAAUGCGGACCAGAAAGCCCAAGCCAUGAAGAAGCCCGCUCUCCAGGCAUCCAUUGCACAGAUUGAGGAGCAAAUUGGUAACUACAAGCAGUUCGCUGCACAAUACGAGGCGCGCCUGGAGAGCCAGAAGGCUGCUCUGGAGAAGGCUCACCAAGAGGAGCUGGAGGCCGUGCGUGCUAAUGCUAUCGCUGAUGCUACGGAGACCUCGUCGCGCGUUCUGCGCGAGCAAUUGCUCACUUUGACCAAGUUCCUGUGCGCUGCGGCCAAUAUGCGCCAUGCGGGCGAGGCCGAGUCUCUUGAGAGCCGUGCUUUUGAGGGCGUGCUCUUCCAGGUCUACGGUGGUAACAAGAAGGCUGUCGAUUCAAUGGUGAAGCUGGUUGAUGGUGCCGAUGAGAAGGUGGUUGGUGUUGAAGGUGAGGCCCUGGAGUUGAGCUGUAAGUAUUGUGUCGCCACGUCCUGCAUGCCUUCUCCAAAUCCUCAUACUAAUAUUUACUUCUUUUUAGACGGUGACGUGAAGCUCGCAUCCAACAAGUUUGCGCCUGCGGAGGAGACUCCCGAAGUGACUAUCGAAUCCGCCGCUGUCUCCGACCCUACAGUGGCCAAUGCUGGCCUGACCGAGCUCCAGGAUCCCUCUGUCAGCGACGAGUUGGCUGCCUCCGAGGCCGCCAAUGCCACUCCUCAAGCCGGUCAGGUUGCACCUCCCUCGCAGACCUUGAUUUCCGAUGCUGCGAACCAGGUGGCCGAGACGACCUAUAACCCCACUUCCAUGGAGUCUUCUGCCACCACUGAUGGCUGGGUGGAGGUUCCUCGUGACCCUGCCGAAACUGAGACUGGUCUCCAAGCUACUCCUGCCGACGUGAACAACAACACUGUCGCUACCGAGGGUACCGCAACCGGAGCCAAGGGACAGAAUGGUGGCCAGAAUGGCCGUGGCCGGGGUCACCGCCGCCCUCGUGGCGGUGACGGCUCUCGUGGACGCGGGGGCGGCCGAGGUGAAUUCCGUGGCCGUGGACGUGGAGGUCGCGGUGGUCGAGGCCGUGGUGGAUCCAACGGAUCUCCAGCUGCGACUCCCUCCCCCGAGAGCCAGGGCGCCGUCCAGUGGUAA
Molecule: messenger RNA, 1362 nt
Organism: Penicillium daleae
Lineage: Eukaryota; Fungi; Ascomycota; Eurotiomycetes; Eurotiales; Aspergillaceae
Exons: 3
Coding region: 1-1362 (453 amino acids)
Source: RefSeq, a predicted model, not a curated record